Brassica rapa (field mustard) is the source of this 884-nucleotide messenger RNA. Its product is annotated as 26S proteasome regulatory subunit S10B homolog B-like. The record is from RefSeq and is a predicted model, not a curated record. Gene Ontology annotation, molecular function: ATP binding; ATP hydrolysis activity. NCBI's taxonomy places the organism in Eukaryota, Viridiplantae, Streptophyta, Magnoliopsida, Brassicales, Brassicaceae.
AUGAGAAUCCUCCCUCCUGAGGUUAAUCCAUUGGUUCAGAAGAUGGUGUAUCAACAUGAUGGUGGUGAUGUUAGUUACUCAGAUCUUGGUGGGUUAACUCAUCAACUCAAAGAUGUAAGAGACUGGAUUGAACGUCCUCUCAUAGAUCCUGACAUUUUUGAACGAGUUGGUGUAAAGCCUCCCAAGGGAGUGCUUCUCUAUGGACCUCCUGGUACCGGAAAGACAUUGUUAGCCAAAGCAAUCGCUAGCUAUAUCAAUUCAACUUUCUUGAUGGUUGUUUCUAGCUCGCUUGUUAGCAAAUACGUGGGAGAGAGUUCAUUGUUGGUGAGAGAGAUGUUUAAGUAUGCUCGUGAACAUCAACCAUGCAUCAUCUUUAUGGAUGAGAUUGAUGCUGUCGGUAGACGUAGAUCCAGAUACGGAGAAGGAGAAACUAGUGAGUGUAAUAGAGUCCUCGUCGAGCUUCUCUCUCAACUUGAUGGAUUCAACGAACUUGAUAAGGUGAAAGUUAUAAUGGCAACGAACAGACCUGAUGUUCUUGACCCUGCCCUUCUACGACCUGGUAGAAUCGAUAAGAAGAUAGAGUUCUCAUUGCCUAACGAAGAUUCCAGAAUGAGAAUCCUUAAGAUUCAUGCUUCUGGUAUUACUAAACAAGGAGCUAUCGACUACGAAAAAGUCGUGAAGCUAUCUGAGGGAUUCAGUGGAGCAGAUGUGUGUAACAUAUGUACCGAAGCAGGGAUGUUAGCUUUACGUGCAGGGCACGAUUACGUUGUCCCCAACGACUUCAUCAAGGCUGUAACGAAACUAGGCGAAGCGAAGAAACUUGAGUCCAGUGCACAUUACAGUGCUGGUUUCUGAGCGAGUAGUGAUCAGAAACUUAAAGUAGA